GGGAGGCAUCAGAUGACGGGGAGACCAUUUUUCAUUGGCCAGGCAGCUUUGGAGGAGAAUCGGGGUGCCUGUGUGUCUUCUGGCCUUCCUCGCCUCCUCUGAGCUCCCCUGAGCCGACAGCUGGUGGACUUGCUCCAGGAAGCCCCGGGGCUGGGCCUUUCCUUCCAGCCCCUGGAUCUCCCGCGGCUGCCCGUCCUCUGCCACCCUCCGCUUGGCCCAGAACCCCGUUCCAUCACCCAGUGCGGUCACCCUCUCCCGCCACGAGGCUCUCUUCGAAGCCGCCCAGCCCGUCAUGGCAUGUGGGUUUCUGACAGGUUCCGCUUCGCCUUCGACUCCCCGCCGGAGAGGACAGGGCAGAGACGUGGCAUGCCUGGUGGGGCGCUUGAGAAGAACCCCAGCAUGGAGCUGGCUGCCACCACCCCCUUCCGCGUCACGAUGGGAAAAACACCAUGUCGUAUGCAGCCAGAAAGAUGGGAAGGAAAGCAAAGCCGCAGGAGCCCACGGAAGGCUGAUGGAUCACCAAGCUGAUAUCUAUGUUUUUAUGAAGCGUUUCGAACAUACGUCCUUCCUCAGGGACUCCGCAAUUAAAUUAUUGAAAACAAUAUGUCGCUCUCCACUUAUUCCAAAGAGGAGCUACACAGCGGCGGGGGACACGAACUUCUCUGAACACUGGCUUAUUCUGUUCAAAAGCCACGGCCCCCGAACGGUCAGAGGGCGGUGCAGGCUUUUUGCACGAGCGCUUGGAGACCUCCAUCCUGGGCGGGUUCGCUUGUCCAGGUCUCUUGGAAGUUCUGAUCAAUAAGCGUUGGGGAAAAAAUUAAAUCUAU
Molecule: messenger RNA, 827 nt
Organism: Python bivittatus (Burmese python)
Lineage: Eukaryota; Metazoa; Chordata; Lepidosauria; Squamata; Pythonidae
Source: RefSeq, a predicted model, not a curated record